Molecule: messenger RNA, 1353 nt
Organism: Eucalyptus grandis
Lineage: Eukaryota; Viridiplantae; Streptophyta; Magnoliopsida; Myrtales; Myrtaceae
Product: thiol protease aleurain-like
Biological process (GO): immune response
Cellular component (GO): lysosome
Molecular function (GO): cysteine-type endopeptidase activity
Source: RefSeq, a predicted model, not a curated record
AUGGCUGGUGCUAGAUUUCUGUGUUCCUUCCUCCUCCUCGUGACCGCUUGCUCCACCGCAGCAGCUGGCUUCGAGGGCGCCGACCUCGAGUCCUCCAUCCACCAAACCGCUGGCUACACCGGUCCCGCCCGCUCCUUCGUAGACUUUGCCCUCAGGCACGGGAAGACGUACGAGACAGCGGAGGAGAUCAAGUUGAGGUUCCAUAAUUACAGGGAGAAUCUCAAGCUCAUUCAAUCCACCAACCAGAAGGGCUUGCCUUACACUCGCUACCUGAAGAUCAAUUCGGUCAUAGUCGUUUCGACUUGUUUCGUAACCCGAAGCCGAAGAGAUGAGUAUGCUGACUGGAGCUGGGAGGAGUUCAAGACGCACAGACUGGGAGGUGCUCAAAACUGCUCUGCCACCACCAAGGGCAGCCAGCUCACCGACGCUGUUCUUCCCGACGAUGUUCUUCCCGAAACGAAAGACUGGAGAAAAGACGGCAUUGUAAGCCCAGUUAAAGAUCAAGGCCAGGACUGUGGAUCUUGCUGGAGUUUCAGCGCCACUGGAGCUCUCGAGGCUGCUUAUCACCAAAAACACGGCAAAGGAAUUUCUCUGUCUGAGCAGCAGCUCGUGGACUGCGCUACAGAUUUCAACAACCACAAAUGCAAAGGUGGGUUGCCGUCGCAAGCCUUCGAGUACAUCAAGUACAACGGUGGCCUUGAGACCGAGGAAGCUUAUCCUUAUACUGCACAGAAUGGUACCUGCAAAUUCUCGGCUCGCAGGGUCGCUGUCCGAGUUGUCGACUCUGUCAACAUCUCUAUGGGUGCUGAGGAUGAACUUAAGCAUGCAGUCGGCAUGGUCCGGCCAGUCAGUGUGGCAUUCCAGGUCGAGAAUGGCUUCCAGUUUUAUAACAACACAUCCGGUGUCUACACCAGCGAUACGUGUGGUAGCACUUCCAUGGAUGUGAACCAUGCUAUUCUCGCUAUUGGUUAUGGAGUUGAAAACGGUGUUCCAUACUGGCUUAUCAAGAAUUCCUGGGGAGAGAUAUGGGGCUACAAAGGAUACGGCAAGGUGGAGAUGGGGAAGAACAUGUGUGGUAUCGCUACUUGUGCAUCAUACCCUAUUGUGGCCUAGAUUGUUUUUAGUGAACCUAUGGACUCGAGCGCCAAGUGAUUCGAGACAUAUUUGCUUCACCUCAAGGUGGAGUACUGUAAUGUUGCAUAGAAGGGUUUAUGCUUUAGUAGGGUUUAUGCUUUAGCGUACAAAAAUAAUCUUCGGGACAAUUGUAAUUCCAUAUGGUUACUGUUAUGUCAACGAAGACCUUAUAAAUGCCAAUCUAUGUUUGCAUGGCAUGAAACCCUAUCAUUGCAAGAA